UGUGUGGACAAUCUUUGAUGCACUCUUGCCAUUUUUCGAAUAGUGAGUGAAUGUGACUGGGCAUUUCAGUUGUCGUUGUGUGAAUAGUUGGAAAUCGUUAGAAAUCAUGUCAUCGGUUUUAGUACCCGAAAUUCCGGCUCCAGGAUUUUCUUUCGAUCUCUGUCAGAGGAAUAACUUCCUCUCUAAAAAGGGAUUUCAGGUACCAAAAGCUAUAAAAACUGGUACCACGAUUGCUGGUAUCGUUUAUAAGGAUGGGGUAAUUCUUGGUGCUGAUACAAGAGCAACUGAGGAUACCAUUGUGGCAGAUAAAAACUGUAGAAAGAUUCACUACCUUGCCCAAAACAUGUAUGUUUGCGGAGCAGGAACUGCUGCUGACACUGACAUGACUUCUCAGAUGAUUGCCAGUCAGUUAGAGCUACAUCGCCUGAAUACAGGACGUAUUGUUCCUGUAUGCACUGCCAAUGCUAUGCUCAAACAAUUAUUAUUCCGUCACCAAGGGCAUAUUGGAGCAGCCCUUGUUCUAGGUGGUGUAGAUUUAGAUGGUCCACAUCUUCACUGUAUUUUCCCUCAUGGAUCCAGUGAUACACAACAAUAUACCACCAUGGGUUCUGGAUCAUUAGCAGCUAUGGCAGUCUUUGAGAGUCGCUGGAAGCCUGGAUUAUCGGAGGAGGAAGGCAAGGAGUUGGUAGCUGACGCCAUUCGAGCUGGUGUUUUUAAUGACCUCGCUUCAGGAUCCAAUGUAGAUUUGUGCAUCAUCCGCAAAGGUUCGGUCGAAUAUAUUCGACCAUACGAUGUCGCAAACGUGAAAGGAGUGAAGCAAUCAUCGUACCGUUACAAACGCGGCACGACUGCCGUUUUAGCCCAGACAAUUCGUCCAAUAAUCAUCGAGAAGGAAACAAUCUGCAAGGUAGACACGGAAUCAAUGGACACUUCCUCUUAAGUCAUGUAUACAAUGUCUUUUUUUUUAAUAUUAAAUCUUCAAUAAAUGUCGAAUUUGUCAAAAUAAA
Molecule: messenger RNA, 1007 nt
Organism: Cephus cinctus (wheat stem sawfly)
Lineage: Eukaryota; Metazoa; Arthropoda; Insecta; Hymenoptera; Cephidae
Gene: Prosbeta2
Product: proteasome subunit beta type-7
Exons: 4
Coding region: 107-940 (277 amino acids)
Cellular component (GO): proteasome core complex
Molecular function (GO): threonine-type endopeptidase activity
Source: RefSeq, a predicted model, not a curated record